Molecule: messenger RNA, 2235 nt
Organism: Phragmites australis (common reed)
Lineage: Eukaryota; Viridiplantae; Streptophyta; Magnoliopsida; Poales; Poaceae
Exons: 6
Coding region: 985-2013 (342 amino acids)
Source: RefSeq, a predicted model, not a curated record
GUAAAAAAAAAGGAAAAAAGAUCGGCAACCGUACGAAUCACGAAGGCCUUUUUUUUUUUUCUCGAAAUACGAAAAGUUAAAUUCAAUAGACUGGAUGUCUUAUUUUGAACACUAACGCUUAUUUUGAACAAAGAAUGAGCUCUGGAGUGAAUUUUCAAAAUAAGAAUUUCAAAUAGACUAUCUUCUUUAAUAUUGUAGAAUGAGCUUCACGUCAGAUUUUAAUAUUAUAAAUUAAAAUAAUUUAAAUCUCUAUUUUUAAUUUAAAAUAAGAGUAAGAUAAUUUGUCUAAAUACUUUCAAUACGCAUAGCUCUACCAAACGCGAAUUGGAGUUGGAAACCGUCGACCUCUUUAACUUUUCAUGGUCGACCAAGACCCGGUGCAGCAACAGCAAACGCUCCGGCUCAUUUAUGACCUCUGACCCCCCUCUCCUUUUACUUGGUUUGCAAAAAAAAAAAAAAAUACUCGUAUAUUUCAAAGCGGUUUGCUUAGCUACUACAGUAAUCCUUCCACACCUUUCAAAAUCCUUUUGUGAAACCAAGAAAUGCUAGGGAAAGACUGACGAAAGAGAGCGCGAGGAAAAAUUGCGUUCAUGCUGACGAACCAGCAGCUGACGAUGAUUCUUCUCCGUGCUUUCGUUCUCGUGUGAUGCUGCUGUUCAAUCUGCCUCUCUUGCCAAUGCUUGAGCUUGAGGUUCUGGGGUUUUCUUAGAGGCUUGCCUUGCUAAAUCUCACCUUGAGUUUUUAUCUAGCCGUCGUUGGAUCUUUCCUUCCUUCUUCUGCUGCGACUCGUCGCCAUUUUGGAGCUAAAUCCCACCUGGAUUUCUUUUGCUGCCUGGUGUUUCUCGGCGACGCAAGUUUUGAAUGCACUGUAAUUCAUCCACAAAUGGUGAGCUGCUGAUAUUAAUGAGAACUGAACAUGUUCCUUUGCUGUGGGCGAGCGGGAGAACAAGAAAUUAGCCGACGCAGUAGUUUCUCUGUUGCAAGAUGCACCCAUAUUCACUAAAAAGUUCCAAGGGAGGGCCAUUUUUGUCGCGACCAAUUCGUGUUUUCUUCAUUGCGUUGUUCGGUUUAUAUGUAUGCUACCUCUCCCUUAAUCGAAUAACAAUAGAGAACGAAGGAGAAGGGGAUGAUGGAGAAGAACAAAGAAAAGAUGUAUGCAGAAAGCCUUUUGUUCCACAUGAGGAGCUGCGCUAUGUGCACUUCCCAAAACCUACGAGUUAUAGCAGGGGGGAAUGCUCAUGUACUCCUGUUCGAUUCUUUGUUAUUGUAUCUAUGCAAAGAUCCGGAAGUGGAUGGUUUGAGACCUUGCUAAAUAGCCACCCUAACAUCAGCUCAAACGGCGAAAUCUUCAACAGAAUGGACAGACGAGAAAAUAUCUCAUCUAUCUUAGGAACACUUGACAAACUGUAUAGUUUGGAUUGGCUCACUAGUGCAGCUAAGAAUGAAUGCACAGCUGCAUCUGGACUGAAGUGGAUGCUAAAUCAGGGAAUUUUGGACAAUCAUGAUGAUAUAGUUAGUUAUUUGAACAAGAAGGGUGUCUCCGUGCUAUUUCUGUUCAGGAGAAACACUUUACAAAGGGUUAUCUCUGUGUUGGCCAAUGACUAUGACAGAGAUGCAAAACAGUUGAAUGGAACUCACAAAUCUCAUGUUCACUCAAAAGAAGAGGCUGAGAUAUUAGCAAAAUUCAAACCAGAGCUGGAUACGUCGACUCUGAUUACAAAUAUCAGAAACAUUGAGAAGGCCAUCAGAGAUUGCUUGGACCACCUCAACACCACGCGGCAUAUGACCCUCUAUUACGAGGAUAUAAUCCGCGACGACAAUGUAAUGAACACUGAGGCAUUAUCCCAGGUGCAAGAGUUCCUCGGAGUUCCGGUGAGGAAGCUGAUCAGCAGGCAGGUGAAAAUUCACACGAGACCACUUCCAGACCUUGUCAACAACUGGGAGGAAGUGAGCAGAAAAUUAAACGGUACAGAGUUUGCUCACUUCCUUGAUGGCUCAUAUUAUGUCAAGUGAUGCGAUCCGAUAGUUUUUCGCAUUUGGACUUGUAGCUGCAAACAUGGCAUAGAAUUCUUUUGUACAGAGAGUUUGCAAAGAGAAAGGCAUAAAGAUACGGGAUGAAGAUCACACAUGCUGAUCGAAUUGUCAAAAACUUGAAUUUUCCCAGUUCUCUUCUUUGCACUGUUACAAUUACCUCUAAAGAUUGUUAUGAAAGUGGCUAAGGAAUGCUGGCAUCUG